Messenger RNA from Nematostella vectensis (starlet sea anemone), 1014 nucleotides. RefSeq names its product mesencephalic astrocyte-derived neurotrophic factor homolog. The record is from RefSeq and is a predicted model, not a curated record. Bases 121 to 639 code for a protein of 172 amino acids. Lineage: Eukaryota; Metazoa; Cnidaria; Anthozoa; Actiniaria; Edwardsiidae. The transcript has 4 exons.
CCGCCAAAUAUGAAGGCCGCAUUGGUAAUGUGAAAAACUUCACCGGCUUUCCACUUCCUACGAAACAUUUACGCACGAAUUCUUAUUGUAUGUUGAACUAAAGAAAAACAGUCUAAAAUCAUGAAGCUUCAGGUUUUAGCAGCACUACAAGUUCUCGUAUGUGUAGUGUUUUGGACGGCUGAGGCGGCGCUAAAAGAAGAAGAAUGCGAAGUUUGUGUCAAAUUUCUUACAAAAGUGAAGAAUUCAUUAGAUUCCAGUGAAGAGGGAAAUGUUGAUAAAAUAGAAGCUAAACUGAAGAAGGCUUGUAAAAAGGCUAAGACAAAAGACAACAGAUUUUGCUAUUAUAUAGGUGGUACUGAGGAUGCAGCUACUGGUAUGUUGCAAUCUGUUACAAAGCCUAUGAGUUACUCUAAACCUAUAGAAAAAAUCUGCCAAGACCUGAACAAGAAAGAUAACCAGAUCUGUCAUCUACAGUAUGAACAAAAGAUUGAUCUCAAGAAUACGAACUUGAAGAAACUAAGGGUGAAGCAGCUGAAGAAGAUCCUGAAUGACUUUGAUGAGCAGUGCCAUGGAUGUGUAGAAAAGGCAGAUUUUAUAAAAAAGAUAGAAGAUGUUAUGAAAGACCACUCUGAGCUUUGAGGACAGCAUAAACUUCUACAAUUAUCUUAUUGUCAAAAAUUCUUCUCAUUCCAGCACCUCUCAUUAUAUAUCGUUUUUUUCCAUUAGACCAUUUUAUGAAAGACAACUGUUUAUUACAAUUGCCUUCCAUGCAUUAUAAAAAUAUUCCUAUAUUUUACAUAGGAUCCUUUCAUAAAAAACUCUUCCAAUUCCAUAGGAUUUAUUUAAAGAAACAUGAAUGUUUCUGAUGAUGUUCAAGGUUUUACAUUUGCAAGCACAGUAUGAGAUUUCUAUAUCUACUUAACAGUGAAUGGUGUAUUGUUAGCUAUAAAUAGAAAUUGUAGUUAACCUGGACUGCAAAUAUUACUGUUUGUAUACAAUAAACAAGGAAUUUUG